This is a messenger RNA of Tremella mesenterica DSM 1558, 1223 nucleotides long. RefSeq lists its product as uncharacterized. Lineage: Eukaryota; Fungi; Basidiomycota; Tremellomycetes; Tremellales; Tremellaceae. The transcript is spliced from 6 exons. Gene Ontology annotation, cellular component: plasma membrane; fungal-type vacuole. The record is from RefSeq and is a predicted model, not a curated record. Bases 15 to 941 code for a protein of 308 amino acids.
CACACUCAUUCAAGAUGACUGUCCAAAUUGAAGAAUUCCUACCGACCCAUACCACUACCCCUGUAGCGGGAUACAUCCCAUCUAGGGUGUUGGCUAUCAUCGCAAUGGUUUUAUAUGGUUUAUUAGCUAUCGCCUUGUGGUACCGCUUCUUCACUCAAGGAAGACAUAAAUGGAUGUUAAGCGUCACCAUCGGAGCUACCACCAUGGCUAUAGGUUUCGCCAUUCGUAUAGCCGUUCACACCAACGCCUAUAGUACAGGAAUAUACAUCGCUACAUAUCUUUUCACUUUAUUAUCCCCAUGCGCAUACUUAGCUCAAGAUUAUGUAAUCUUACCAAGAGUAGCUUCGUAUUUACAAUCUGAAGAUUCUUUAUUUUUAUCUUCUAGGAAAAUCGUUAGGAUCUUCGUAUGGAGUGAUGUAGCAACUUUCUUGACACAAGCUGCUGGAGGUAGUUUGGAAUUAUCAGAUUCUGAUGAUCCUAGCAAGAGGAAUCUUAUUACUAUUGGGAAAGAUAUCACUUUGGUCGGUCUAGGAGCACAAUUGGCUUCUUUCUUGCUGUUCACCACUUUGGCUCUCGUCUUUACCUUCAGGAUGCGGAAACGCGAUGCAGCUGGCGACCCUAGACUUCCACCUAAAGAAGGAUGGAGAAACGAUUGGAGAUUAGUUCUUUACGUUUUACUCUGGACUACUAUCGGUAUUCUUAUCCGUUCAGCUUACCGUGUGGCCGAGUACGCUUCAGGCCGUUUCGGGUAUCUCAUGACUCACGAGUGGCCGUUUUAUGCGCUCGAUUCGCUGCCUCUUUUCCUAGCUAUUCUCCCCUGGGCAGUGGUUUGGCCGCCUCAGCACUUAUCCCUCGGAAAUGGACAUGAAGUGAUCGAAGGAACGAAUGGGAAUGGUGUGGAGAUGAUGCCUUCUUAUGGUGGAUCCGGUGUUAAGGUGUGAACCUGGUGUUUCUCACUGGUCUUCCUUCCCACAAGUCCCUUGCCGACUUCUUUGAAUCCACACGAUAUCCAACAUCACAUGUCGACCUUCCCCCCAUCCGUUGACUCCCGAUUCCUCGUCAUCUUCCGGACUUCCAUUCCUCGCCCUCUAUGUUCGACACUUUGACUUUUGAUCCGCUCAUGGGAUGUGUGUCGUCAGUGGAUUAUCAGAUAGGUAUCUUCGAAAAGUAAUGUUGCAAAUGUAAAAGUAUAUAUAGAAGAUAGAAAUGUCACAAUAUGUUUU